Molecule: messenger RNA, 704 nt
Organism: Tuber melanosporum (Perigord truffle)
Lineage: Eukaryota; Fungi; Ascomycota; Pezizomycetes; Pezizales; Tuberaceae
Exons: 3
Coding region: 282-545 (87 amino acids)
Source: RefSeq, a predicted model, not a curated record
AUCUUCCAGGAACGGGGGAGUGGAAUUCAAUGACGUUUGAUGGAUCUUCCAGGAGAGGAGCCCUAGAUAGACUACGAGUACGAGUACGAGUACAUGAAUUGAUGAGGUGCCGUAGAACAGUUGGUCUUGAGGUAAGAGGAAUUGUUAUUUAAAGAGCCGUGAAGGCCUACGUUGGAACCUCCUUUCUACAUCGACAAUCAUCUUGUUAUAUUCAUCGAAAACUAUCAAUUAUACAAAUCUUACCUCUAAAAAACCCUUUCCCCCAGCAAACAUCAAUCAACAUGUCCGAACCUUUCCGCAAAGACUUCUCCACCCAGGCCAGGGAGGAGAUCACUCCGGACUCCUCCAAGUCCACCCUGGACCGUGCAAAAGAGUGCGUCACUGGCACCGCCGACAGAGCAGCCGGCGGUCUCCAGAGCGACCACCACAAAAGCAAUACACAAGAGGCUUUCGACAGGACCCGCCGUGAGAAAGACUCCCAGAAGGACAACAGUGAAAGUCUUUUGGACAAGACUAAGCACGCCCUCGGUGUUGACAAGCACUAAACACACGCCACCCAUAGUGUGUCAUUGACGGGUGGGCCUCCGGAUUUUUGGAGUUCUUGGGGGUAUCUAAAUUACCGGUAUGACGGAUUCGAGUGUGUGGAUGUGUUGGGGCUAGUGGGAUUGGACCUUUGUUAGCUUUUAAUAUAUCUUAUUUGAAGA